AUGUUCAGCUACGAUGAGUUGGUGUGGACAAUAUCUUUUCCUGUGUUCUGCUCACUUGUGAUGUGGCUUUCGAUAGCCCUCGCACUGCUGGUGCGCUCGGUGCGAGGCCGCGAGCUACGAAAAAAUAUACGCGACUCUAUACUGCGAAUAGAAAGUCGGGGGACAACUGUGCCCGGCUCUCUUCGCCGCAACAGCAAGGCCAUCCUGCGACGUGCGGUUGUGGUGGUGGGCGGCGACUUUGCCCGCUCACCGCGCAUGCAGUAUCACGCGGCGAGCCUAGUCAAGUGUGGCCUUUUUGAUGGCGUGAUUUUGGUGGGAUUUGACAUGGGCAAUGCUCUGAUAGAGGAUCUCCAACCAAGCAAGGGCGGCAGCACGGAGGAAGAGGGGGAGUGCGUUGUAGACACCACCUACUUGAUCCCGCCCGUGACGCCGCCUUCGUGGUUCCGUCGCGUCUUUCGCCACCCUCGGGUGUACUGGGUGGCGUCCACCGUCUAUCGUGCCUGCAUCUGUGCCGUAGUAUUUGCUUGGUCGCUUAUAGCUGCCUUACUCAUGGUAGUGAAUGCCCGCGGACAACUGCUGCUUGUGGACCUUGUGCUCGUUCAAUCGCCCCCAGCAGUGCCUUUUGUGCCUGUCAUCAAGUACGUCGUCCGCCCAUGCGUGUUGCUGAUAAAUGCGGUUACGUACUACGGUUUCAUUGUCCCUGUUUCAUGGAUGAUGUGCGAUGCACUUGGUGAAAUUCGCGGGGGCCUAAAGUUACAAAAACAGCUGGUUCUAGGAAACAAGAGCGAUAUCGCGCCCUCGCGGUUUGUAAUCUGCCCGGCUCUUAUCGUAGAUUGGCACAACUUUGGCUACACCAUUCUACAAAGCGACCGCCGUCCAUCCCUGGCCGUCUGGGUUUACCGGAUGUUUGAGUGUCACUGCUGCCUUGGCGAUCGCAACGUGACGGUUAGUAAGGCGAUGCAGAAGGCUCUUCGCGCCCUUCAAGGUCAACCUGCGAAUCGGCUAGGCGAGACACAGUCAUUGAAAACAAACCAGGCGGCAGUGCUAUACGACACGCCCCCUGCCUUUUUUGGUCCGGUGUCACGGGCUCGUUUUGUGCAGGAAGUCCUGCGUCCCAUUUUGGAGUCGACUCGCGAAGAUGCGAAGGAAGUCAUGGGGCUCUCGCCACCGCCGGCGUGGGUGAUGGAGGCGGAGUCCCACGACGACACCGCCGCAAACGGCAACCUCAAAGGACUGUUUGUGGUGGCUGCCACUAGCUGGACCGCCGACGAUGACUACAGCAUGGUGGUGGAAGCGCUUGCCCGCGUCGAUAGGCUCUUACAGCAGCGACAGAAUGGCACAGCGUCGCUUGUUUUGAAGCCAAUCUGGCUGCUCGUCACAGGCAAAGGUGUGUCACGGGAGCGUUUUGAAUGCGCGGUUGCGGCGGCCCUUCUCUCCCCGCUCGUAACUGUGACAACCAUGUAUUUUCAAUCGUAUUUGGACUACGCCGCGGCCCUUGGUGCAGCGGAUGUUGGCCUCUGCCUUCACCACUCCUCCAGCGGUUUGGACUUGCCCAUGAAGGCGGUGGACAUGCUGGGUUCGGGUCUUCCUGUUGUGGCUCUGCGGUAUGAGGCGCUUCCGGAACUACUGGACGAAAAACGUGGCUGGCUAUUCAGCAACGCGGAGGAACUGGAGAGGAUCCUGUGGCGUCUUGUCCAGGGAGAUUCCGACAGUGACGCGGGGUCCGUGAAACAAAAGCGUCUUCACGUGAUGCAGCGUCGCGACGAAACGUGGGACGAGCGUUGGCGCUCCGUGGUCCUGCCCUUGCUGCAGGAUCUGCUUUGA
Messenger RNA from Trypanosoma conorhini, 1824 nucleotides. Its product is annotated as putative dolichyl-P-Man:GDP-ManGlcNAc2-PP-dolichyl beta-1,4-mannosyltransferase. Gene Ontology annotation, cellular component: endoplasmic reticulum. Gene Ontology annotation, molecular function: mannosyltransferase activity. The transcript has a single exon. NCBI's taxonomy places the organism in Eukaryota, Euglenozoa, Kinetoplastea, Trypanosomatida, Trypanosomatidae. The record is from RefSeq and is a predicted model, not a curated record. Bases 1 to 1824 code for a protein of 607 amino acids.